Messenger RNA from Pangasianodon hypophthalmus (striped catfish), 1918 nucleotides. RefSeq names its product mitochondrial calcium uptake 1 (gene micu1). The coding region runs from base 222 to 1691 and encodes 489 amino acids. The record is from RefSeq and is a predicted model, not a curated record. The transcript has 13 exons. Gene Ontology annotation, biological process: calcium import into the mitochondrion; mitochondrial calcium ion homeostasis. Gene Ontology annotation, cellular component: uniplex complex. Gene Ontology annotation, molecular function: calcium ion binding. NCBI's taxonomy places the organism in Eukaryota, Metazoa, Chordata, Actinopteri, Siluriformes, Pangasiidae.
UAUGCGGUCUGAAGGCUCGCGCGCGGAGGCGGAUCUUCUGUGCGUUCACGGUAAUUUUGCAGCUCUUCUAUGGACGCACAACUUCUCGUUUCCCUAACAGAAGUAAACACAGACUGACACUGAGGGAAGACUUAGCCAAGCGAAGUGAAAUUCUCUCUUCAGUAAGCCAGCAGAGCCUGGUUUUUUUCACCUGCUUUUCCUGGGGCUUCACCGGAGCAAACAUGUACCGCGUGCGGGCGCUGACAGCAGUCUCAGUUGGGAUGGUGCAGUGUUCACGCCGCAUGCACAGCGGCAGCACGCGCUCUCCUCAGCAUCGCAGACUGCUGCUGGCUGCUCUGGCAGGAGUGACGGGCAUCUCUGCAACUACAGGACUCCUCUGGACAAAGGCUUAUGCCGAGGCAGCCUCGUCUGUCAAGCUCGAGGAGGAGCUGCGUGAAGAGGGAGCACCGAAAGACAUGGACGCAGCUUCAGACAGCAUGGUGGAGUCCGGCAGCAGUGAUGAGGAAGCCGAGGAAGGCGAGAGCUCGGAGGGCAAGAAGAAGAAACAGAGAGUUGGCUUCCGUGACCGUAAGGUGAUGGAGUACGAGAACCGUAUCCGAGCCUACUCCACCCCUGACAAGAUCUUCCGCUACUUUGCCACACUGAAGAUCAUCAGCGAACACGGAGACGCUGAGGUGUACAUGACACCGCAGGACUUCAUUCGCUCCAUCACGCCUAAUGAGAAGCAGCCAGAGAACCUAGGUCUGGAUCAGUUUGUGGUGAAGCGCUAUGAUGGAAAGGACUUCUGGCAGAAGAUUUCUCAAGAGCGGGAGAAGUUUGCAGAUGAGGACAGCAUCUUCUAUACACUCGGGGAGUGUGGCCUCAUCUCCUUCUCCGACUACAUAUUCCUCACCACCGUUCUCUCCACGCCUCAGAGAAACUUUGAGAUCGCCUUCAAGAUGUUUGACUUAAAUGGGGAUGGUGAGGUGGACCUGGAGGAGUUUGAGCAGGUGCAGAGUAUAAUCCGUUCUCAGACCAGCAUGGGAAUGAGGCACAGGGAUCGCUCCACCACAGGCAACACUCUGAGGACAGCUGGCUGCAGCUCGGCUCUCACCACCUACUUCUUCGGGGCCGACCUAAAGGGCAAACUCACCAUCGGCAGCUUCCUGGAAUUCCAGAGGAAACUGCAGCACGAUGUUCUCAAGCUUGAGUUUGAGAGGAAUGACCCAGUGGAUGGCCGGAUCACAGAGAGGCAGUUUGGGGGCAUGCUGCUGGCCUACAGUGGUGUUCAGUCACGCAAACUCAAACAGAUGCAAAAAGGCCUGAAGAAGAUGUUCAAAGAUGCGCAGGGUAUCACAUUUGAAGAAGUGGAGAAUUUUUUCACGUUUCUGAAGAACGUGAAUGACGUGGACACGGCACUGAGUUUCUACCAUAUGGCAGGUGCCUCUAUAGAUAAAGCCACCAUGAAGCAAGUGGCUCGCACUGUAGCCAAGGUGGAGCUGUCAGACCACGUGUGCGACGUGGUGUUCGCCUUAUUCGAUUGCGACGGUAACGGCGAGCUGAGCAACAAGGAGUUCAUAUCCAUCAUGAAGCAGAGGCUGAUGCGGGGGCUUGAGAAGCCCAAGGACAUGGGCUUCACCCGCCUGGUGCGUGCUAUGUGGAAGUGCGCGCAGGACACGGCGUGGGACUUCGCCAUGCCUAAACAGCAGUAGCAGGGUAUAGAGAGAGAGGGAGGUGAGAGAGGUGAAAAGAGCAAGAGAGAGAGAGAGAGAGAGAGAAAGACAGUGGAGCUUAGUCUGCAGCCAACUAAAUUAAGAAUUGAACUUAAGAUGGCAUGUAAUAAAUCGUGCACAUGCUGUAUUGGCCAGGGCUGCUGCAUGAGGUAACUGCUGCAGUGUGUGUGUGUGUGUGUGUGUGUGUGUGUGUGUGUGUGUGUGUG